Messenger RNA from Helianthus annuus (common sunflower), 1482 nucleotides. Its product is annotated as cyclin-D3-1. The record is from RefSeq and is a predicted model, not a curated record. Lineage: Eukaryota; Viridiplantae; Streptophyta; Magnoliopsida; Asterales; Asteraceae. The transcript is spliced from 4 exons. Gene Ontology annotation, cellular component: cytoplasm; nucleus; cyclin-dependent protein kinase holoenzyme complex. Gene Ontology annotation, biological process: mitotic cell cycle phase transition; regulation of cyclin-dependent protein serine/threonine kinase activity. Gene Ontology annotation, molecular function: cyclin-dependent protein serine/threonine kinase regulator activity. The coding region runs from base 136 to 1176 and encodes 346 amino acids.
AAGCACAAACCUCUGGUCACUGCUCACUAGUCUCUUCUCCUCCCAUCCUCUACAAACACAGGUUUCUUCAUCUCAUCUCCAUCUUCAUCCACAUGAUGAUGAGUUUCAAACUCUAAUUCUUCACUCUCAUACAACAUGACAACUCUCUUAGACUCCCUUUACUGUGAAGAGAAACACCAAUGGGAGGACGAUGAAGAUGAACCACUAGACAGCUACAGUUGUGUUGUUGAUGAUGAUGAUGAUGACAAUGAUAAUAAUAAUAUUCACCAUUCUCAACACACACUACUCCAACAAGACCUCUUUUGGGAACACCAAGAACUACCCUCUUUAAUCUCCAAAGAAUCCCACUGCCACUUGAACACCCACCAUGUCCUCUCCGGCAACCACCGCCGGCACGCGGUGGAGUGGAUGCUGGAAGUGGUUUCACACUACUCAUUCUCCGCUCUCACCGCCGUUCUCGCUGUAAACUAUCUUGAUAGAUUUUUUGAAAAUUUUGAAGAGUUGGAGACUGAAAAGAAGCCAUGGAUGACCCAACUGGCUGCUGUUUCUUGCCUUUCUCUUGCUGCUAAAGUUGAAGAAACACAUGUCCCGCUUCUUCUAGAUCUUCAAUUGGACGGAAGCAGAUAUGUUUUUGAAGCGAAAACUAUUCAGAAAAUGGAGAUUUUGAUACUGUCAACUCUUGAAUGGCGGAUGAAUCCAGUCACUCCCCUCUCGUUUGUCGAUUACAUCACGAGAAGACUCGGGUUAAAGACUUAUCUUUCCUCCGAGUUUGUGAAAAGAUGCGAGUGUCUGCUACUAUGCUUCCUUCCUGAUGAUAGGUUUAGGUAUUAUCUUCCCUCAGUGAUAGCAACAGCAACAAUGGUGCACGUAAUCAACAGCAUUGAACCGUGCAUCGGAGUUGAGUUUCAGUCACAGCUGCUGGGCAUUCUUGGUAUCAAUAAGGAUGUGGUGGAGGAGUGUUGGAAAGAUAUCCAGGAGGUAACAUGUGGUAGAAAAUCGGGUCGGAGUUUCUAUAAACGGAAGUUCGGGUCAGUACCCGGCAGCCCGGAUGCUGUGAUGGAUCUGUCGUUCAGCUCCGACGAGUCAUGGUGGUCGGUGGUGAACCCGAAUCCGAACCCAUCGGUUUCAUCGUCACCUGAACUAGGAAGUAAGAAAAGCAGGAAGGGUGCAACCUGAGGCAGCCAAGUGGUGGGAAAUGUUUAAUUGAAUUGAAUUGAUGUUAAAUUGGCAACCAUCUUUGCAAAAUGCAAUUAGCCCCACCGAAUAUGGAAAUGUGACUUCUCGAAGAUGUGUGGUGAGUUUUGGAGGUAAAGAUGGUUGCCAUUUUAUCCGGAAAACAAAAAAGAAUCAAGAAAUAUUAUUAGAGCAAUGAGGGGUUGGUUGGUUGGUUGGUGCUAUUUUAGUAAUUUCUUUCAUUCUCUUUGUAAAAGAAAAAAUGAACAUAUAUGUUAAUGUCAAUAACAACUUUCUCAUGGUCAAAAA